UGGGGCUGAGACAGUCAUGUCUCUGUGUACAAGUCCUCUUCAAAGAAGGAGAUCUUUUUAACAUGGAUUUACACCUGAGUGAUACUGCUGGAAAGAAGCACAUUCUCUACUUGUCCAGCUCGUAUCGCGAGACGGCCAUCAGGGAUCAUGUUGUGCUGCAUUCCAAGAUUGGUGUUUUUUUCAAAACACCAGGAAGUUGGACAUCACUGUGCAUUGACCUACAUGAUGUAGUGCAUCAGCUAUUCAAGACAGUUGACUUCUUCUCUCUCGAUUAUAUUGCUAUUCAUGGCUACUGUUGCGUGAAACGUGUGUUCACUCUCAAGAAUUGCCCGUCACCAAUCGACUUUGAAGGAGGGCCAAGCAAACCUCUGGAGCAGCUUCCACCCAGUGUACAGAUCACGUAUCGCAAUGGCAGCAAAGCAAGGAUGCAGGUGGUUAGUGUGCACGAUGAAGGAGCAACUCCAGUUUCGGCCAGUUCACCAAGUACAGCUCAUCAAGGUGCCCAGAUGACAGGCAAGGAAGCUGGCAAGCCGGUUAUUGCAUUUGGCAGUCGUGUUAACAAAUCUCCAUUGAAGUCGCCUCCUACUAAACCCUUGCACCGAAUGGUGAGUGAAAUAGACACCAUUUCAACACUGAGUGGAAUCAAUGAUCAACUUGUUGGGGAAGUCACAGAUACACCAGCUGGAUGCUUUGGAGCUGGAUGCUCAGCUGAAAAUUCCGUGCUAAACAAGCAAGGAGUCCCGCACAAGGCUUCCGAUGUUGUACUACUCAACGGAAUGCAGCCAAGUCCACCAGCCGUGCUGAAGAGUGAUGGAGAAAUCUGGGCUUCACAACCACCAAAUGCCACAGGUAGUAGCAGUAGUGCUAGUCGGAGCCGUCAUGGAAACAAGCGCUCUCAGCGUGUACUCCAACCUCUGGGCUGGAUUGAGCGCGAUGUUCCAAUACCAUCGGAGGAAAGUGAUGAAGACGACCCAUUGUUCAUCUCUGGAAUUUCCCUCUCACAACCAGAGAAAGUCAAGUCCCGUGGAAAGCAAUUUACAAAGCCAUCCAGUAACAAACGGCAUGGUCGGCUUAUCAAGAGUGCUAAUAGAGAUUUACCAGAACCACAAAGCCAGGGCUCAUCUGCAUCCAGGCUACCUGCUGUUGAAGGGCGACGUGUUGAUUUUAGUGGGCCUGGAGUGAUUCCAGUAGAAGCAGCAGCAGCAGCAGCUCCAUGCACUUCAGGGGGACGACUUCCCAUGCCAACAGGGGAGCAGCAAUCCGAUGAAGACAGUACCACAUCCACCUCAUCGCCGCAAAAUAACUCAAGCCUCAAGAAAUUCGCUUUUCAGUUCCAUGGUGGACCGUCGGUACUGAACAGCAAGUCACAACAGCUAUCCCAGCAACUGCCUUCAAUAACAUCUGGGAGAACCAAUGUCAAACCAUCAUCAAACCCGAGAAUGAAUGCCCAGAUCAACCAACUGUACAUGGAUGACAGUAGUGAUAUUGAGCUUGUUGGUGUCGUCACUGGCAGUGGUGUUUCAUUAGACAUGGACAAGGGCACUGAUGAACUUGGCAAACAUGUAAUCCGUACAAUGGAUGCAUCAGAACGCAUGAAGGAUUACGCAAACAUGGCAUUUAUGCAUGGAGCCUCGCCCACCGACGUGCUACCUAUCGGCGCCCAACAUGACACACAUUCUGAAUAUGCAGAAGAGGAAGGAAGCAGCAACAGGAGUCGUGAUACAGAUAUUCACAGUGCUGCUGUUGCUACCGGUAUACCUCUUUCCAGCUCUGAUGACAAUGCUCUACACAUGCACAAUCAUGGUGGGCUCAUCGGACUGGAUGGUGGAUAUAUUCUGCCAUCAUUUAGUCGUUGCCAGAACAGACUGGACAGUAGUAUAUCAGACAGAAGCAGCCUCAGUAGUAUGUCUUGGAUGGCAGCAAGCAAGUCAGGUAUGGAUGGACAGCCGCUUUCGGAAGCUGACCUGGAGAGCUUCAAUCAAAUGCCAGCUGCAACACCCAGUAAUGCGAAUGACAGUGUGAUCAUUCAUGCUGUGAAUCAAGACAUGCCCGAUUACUCCAGGGCUUCAUCGCAGGAUCUACCAUCUCUACGUUCGACGAUGGGCAGUAGCAUGGAGUACACAUUGGAUUUUGCUGUUGGCAAGGACUUGGGAGAGAGCUUUGGUGACGAUGAUCGAUUACACUUCGGACUGCAGCUCCAGAGACCAGAGUCUAAAGCAAGCUGCAGUGGGCUAUGGAAUGAAGACAUGAGUGAUGUAUCUAUAGCAGAAGAUGAUGAUGAUGAUGACGAUGAUGAUGGCGACAAAGAAGAACAAGAAGAAGAGGAGGAGGAGGAAGAAGAGGACAAGUUCACUACUUUGGAGUGGAUUAAACCCCCAUUACUGGACGCACAGCAAGAUUUGGACUUCAACGCAGAACCUGCAGUAUCAUCACCAACCAAGCAAACCCAAGAAACGGUGUAUGCCGUGGACAGGUUGCUGCCUCCAUUGCGGGCCAGCUUGCAAUGGAGAAGCGAGUUUUUGCCCGCCAGUAGUACAAGUAACCAUCAGCUAUGAAUGCAUGUAUCAGCACACUGGACACAUUAUACCGAUACAUGUAAGUAAAUUGUCUGCUUGAAACUUUUCACAAGCAAAUUGAUGCCAAAUAGCUGAACUUGAACUGAAGACUCUUCAGUUCAAGUUCAGCUAUUUGGUGAGAUGCCGAGACACAAUGCUUUGUUGUUGCUGCUGCUGCUGCUUCUACCACCAGUAUUAGAUUACUUUUCGAGGGUAGUCUUUCAACGGAACUAAAUGAUACUUCUUACCCAAACUUAA
Molecule: messenger RNA, 2813 nt
Organism: Sycon ciliatum
Lineage: Eukaryota; Metazoa; Porifera; Calcarea; Leucosolenida; Sycettidae
Source: RefSeq, a predicted model, not a curated record